CUUUUUCAAGGUCGUUAAGAGCCUAAACAAAAUCAUGACUGCGUAGGAGUUUUCGAUUGCCUUUAAGUUCGAGUGCUUAAGGCAAAGUCGAAAGAUGUAUUUUAACUGUCGUUUUUUAUCUUAUAUAUUUUUAACUAUUAUCUGCAAUGGGAAACAGUGUAAUUGAGGCCUAUUAAAAAUGGUAUACAACAAUAUAUUAUGAGUAUUCAGUUUAUAGUGAGCACUCCAUGUGACCCUGAUUAAGACAUUUUACUUGGUCUUCGCCAUUCACUUUUUGAUGCAACCUUUUGUGAAUCAGGCAUCAAAGAGCGAACACAGUCUAGGUUACUGGUCAACCCUAUCAGUAACGCUCUUCUGAGCGAUGUAAUUUCAGCCUCUUCUGUAGAAAUUUUCAGGAUAAGGCUUAACAACCAUGUCAACACCUGAGGUUAACAUUUAUAGCCUUGAAUGGCUGUUACCUACAUGCUUUGAUGGUGACCGAGGCUUUUUCGCGUACUAGUCUUGCCGCAUGUCUCGCGAUUUAUCUAUUAUUAUUAGUAUCUUUCUACAUCUUCCUUUAUUGUUUAUCACCUCCGUUCGGUUUCCAUUUGUUUCUACAUGUAGUUGUUUAUUUUUUUCACAAUCAGUCAAGAAAUUUAUUUCAAACUUGUGUACUACAUCUAAUAGUAUUCUACUUUUAAGGUACUUCAUAAUACAACUCACUAGUUGGCUUCUCUAUAAAAGGGUAUUUCCUGGUUCCACCAAACCCAAUGCCAUUGAACAGAUACAUUUAUUUAUAAUGGGGAUAUACUAGCCUUCAAAUAAGUCUAAUUUAAUGGGAUUAGUGCAGGUGAUUGACUAGACUACCUACGUUGGUCGAUACUCGAAACUAAGAAUAUUACCUUGGCACUGAAAAGCAAACGCUAGUAAAAUAAAAGACCUACAUUAACUUCUCACGAAAAUAUUACAUACUAGAACAAGAGAAAUUCGAGCUAUAGUCGAAGUUCUAGCACUUGUGCGUACACUUUGUUGAUGACUACUCCGAUAAAUAAAAGAGAAUUUCAGGUAAAAUGGGGGAAUUUUAUAUAUAUUGAGCAGGUGAGUAUAUAUCUACUAAGCCUUGAGUAAUAGCACUUUGAUUCUUGUAUCUGUGACUGAGGAAUUUUCCGAGUGAGCGAGAAUUAUGAAACUCCUCAUUGUCUUUAAGUCUAUCAUAUUGGCUAGCCAGAAACCUCUGUUCCAACUUAGUGGGCCACAUGUAGAUGUAAGCAACACUAACAAAGAUUUAUCAGGAUAGAGCAUGCGGGCAAAUAACUUUGCUGCUGUUCCAUGUUUACUCAAGAUAGUGGAAAAUGUAGAGACGCACAAAUUUGAAUACUCUAACUUCAAUGCUUCUGUGUAAAGGAAUUGAUGACUUUAUUUUACCAGAUGUCUAACUCAAUAGUGUAUUUCAGAAAUUACUUUAAAAAUCAGUGUACUUAGUAUUGAAUCAUGUGUAAUAUGAGGGUAAUUGAUCAAUUAAACCAAUCUAAUUAGUGCCUAACGCUUCAAGAGAAUUAUUGCUUGUGAAACGUUUCUAAUGUGUAACUAUUUAAGAUCGUACCCCAAUGUAUACAUACAUAAUUUUUAAUGCACUGUCAAGAAUAAAAACAACACGAGUCCUAGUGUAGUCACGAAAAAACUUCAUUUUAUAUUCUUUCUUUAGACUACUGUUUUCCACAAUAUUCAAUUUGAGUUAUAAAUAAAUCUUAUUGAGAGGCUUUUUCCGAUAAUUAACAACAACGUGAUAGUUACUUGUUUAUAAUUGUCCAAUGACUUCAAAAAUGUUUGUUGAAUCAUACGGUGAUGAAGUUUCUCGUGUAUUUACAUUGGAAAAAAGUCAAAGUCGAUCAAUUAGCUCAUUAUUUGAUCUACACUUAUCAUGGGUGACUUUUAAGAAGUUUUUUCUUCCUGUUGGAUAUCCAUCUAGUGUUAGCAAUGAUUAUUUAGAAUAUCAAAUUUGGGACACUAUACAGUGUACCGUUAUGAUAAUUGGGUUCUUUGAGUCUAAAACACCUUUCUAGGAUACGUACUCGGCUUUCAAGAAGUACUAUCGGAUCGUGGAUUUGAAUACUUCUUCAACUAAUACGGGUCUUUAACUCAUUUACAAAGUAUAUAUUUACAUACUUGGCUUUGAACUACGUUCGUUGUGGGGUUAUUGAUACAAUCUGUAUGCCAAAACUUGAGUUGGUGUGGCGUUCGGUGUUAGGUGGUUGUAGGUGGAUAGUCAACAUGAUACUCUAGACAUAGAUUCUUCCCUAGUUGGCACUGGUUAACAAGGUGUUCCUGUAAUCCGGUAGUUUUAAUAGCCCUCACAUAAAUAGUAUGGCUGCAAGCCAAAUACAUAAUUCAGUUGUUGAUGAAUGGGUAGCAGCAAGACACAAAAGACUUUUCUUCUGAAUGGUGAUUCGGAUGUUGUCGUGUAUAAUAAAGUUUAUACUGAAGUAGAUGUUUUCAUUCACGGUGGCUGCGUUGCAUUUUUAUCGGUUAUGCACUGUAUAAAGUAUUAAGGUUUAUUUCUAAGCAAUAGCGUCAUCAGAUGGUGGUUGGAGGUAUUCAACAGGAAGCUCUGAACCUAGGUUUCGUGCUACUUGGAAUUUGUCAGCAACGUGUACCUGUAAUCUUGAGGGAACUGAUGCUACCUGACGGAUUCGAUUCUGUGCCACCCAGCUUCACAGUCAAAGACGAUAUAGAAAAUAUUCAAGGUUAAAACAUCGCCGCUGUAUAUCGCGAACUGACUGAAGCUGAGAUCGUACCAUUUUACCCAGUGAUUCUAAUGGUUAAAGGUGCACUUCAAUACCUGCAUAUCCUAAGUUCGAUUUCAAGUAAAGUCGUAGGUGUAUACUGUCAAAUAAUUCCAUACUAAGAUGACACAUCUAUCCAGUGCUUCUUAGUUUUUAAUGGUUAUCCCAGCUAAGAUAAAUCCGUCAUGAAUGCUGUCUAUAUUCUAUAUCGUUAAUAUGACUUCCUUCUUUAUUUUAUACAGGCAUUUGCCAGCAGUAUCACUGGUGCUCUUGCAUCACAAGCAGUUUUAAUCGGUGUAGGUGUUGGGAACUCAUCAGCUACCAUAUUAAGUGCUAGUUUAACGUGGAUGUUUAAAGAUGGUUCAGGUAUGAUUGGAAGAAUUCUAUUUGCUGGUUAUCAUGGAAUUAAAUUAGACUGUGAUUGCAAAUUUUGGAGAUUUGUUGCUGAUAUCUUAAACGAUUGUGCUUUAUUCCUUGAACUAAUUUCUCCACUAUUCAAUCAUAUGUUCACACCGUUACUUUGUCUUGCUAAUGUACUUAAGUCUUUAGUUGGUGUCGCUGGUAGUGCAACACGUGCAGCUAUUGUUCAACAUCAAGCGAUCAAUAAUAAUUUAGCUGAUGUAUCAGCUAAAGAUGGUAGUCAGGAAACCUUAUCUAAUUUGUUGGCAUGGUUACUUAAUUUUAUUUUGUUAUAUAUGGUGACCGGUAAUCAAUUUUGUAUUUGGUUCUGUUUUAUUUGUUGUACUAUUGUACAUUUAUAUUCUAAUUAUCGUGCUGUAAAAUGUUUAAAAUUACGAACAUUCAAUCGUACACGUUUUCAUUUAGCUAUACAACAAUGGUUUGAACAACAAUUAUGUCAUGUUCUAAUGUCAAAUAAUAACAGUAAUAAUAAUAAUGAUAUGAAUAAAAUACCUGAAUAUCUUCUAAUGAAUAAAUCAUUUCCACAUGUUAUAUGGAUUAAUGAAUGUGAACCUAUCUUAUAUAAAACUGAUCAACCUACAAUUAUAAUGGGUUGUUCAUUGUAUAAAUUACCUAUUGAAGGACAGAAAUUACUACCUAAUUUGAUACGAUUAUGUGAGAAAAACAAUUACAUUUUGUAUUGUUCAAAUUGGGAAUGUAUUCAACAAGGCAACUCAAUUAAUUCAUUGACAAUGUAUAUCGUUCUAUUUUCUGAAUCGAAACCUUUGGAUCAGCUCAAAGCUAUGCUGCAUGUAGAAUUGAUAACAUUCAUAGUAAAGCAUCCCUUGAAAACAAUAUUACCUCAUAAAAUAUUGGAAGAAAUAAUUCAAGCAAGAGAUUAUUAUGCAUUUUUACAAUCUACUAUCAAUCUUGUCAAUCAAUUAUGGAAUCCAUUGAUGAAUUCAUUACAAUCAAAUCAUGAUUGGAAUUUAGAUUCAUUUCAAUUUGCAUCAGAUAUAUGGAGAUUAAAACGAAAUGAAUAGUUCAACUAUUGUAAUCUGUAUAUUAUCUAAUUGAUGGUUUUUUUUCAUUUGUAAUAAAUGUUUUGAUAU
This is a messenger RNA of Schistosoma bovis, 4273 nucleotides long. The record is from the annotation of a GenBank genome assembly. NCBI's taxonomy places the organism in Eukaryota, Metazoa, Platyhelminthes, Trematoda, Strigeidida, Schistosomatidae.